This is a messenger RNA of Doryrhamphus excisus (bluestripe pipefish), 5986 nucleotides long. It is a transcript of the gene n4bp2, whose product is annotated as NEDD4 binding protein 2. Gene Ontology annotation, molecular function: endonuclease activity; ubiquitin binding. The record is from RefSeq and is a predicted model, not a curated record. Lineage: Eukaryota; Metazoa; Chordata; Actinopteri; Syngnathiformes; Syngnathidae. Gene Ontology annotation, cellular component: nucleus.
UCCGGAGUCGACCAGACGCGGACUUUCUGUUGUUUUUGUUUUCUUCUGAUAGUUCCUUUCUCUUGAUGUUGAUAUUACACAUUUACAUUAAUUAUUUAGGGUACAUGGAGAUCCGCGUUUUGCCAUCCAGAAGCGCCCCUUUCUUCCUACAAAUGUGUGAACUUAGUCAGUAUUUGUGGCCACAUUUCAAGUUAGCCCUAGCUGCUAACAAGUGACGGAUUGACCUCGAAGGCGUCAUGCCUCGCAGGAAGAAAAACGGACACAGCCCGACCAGAGUCCCCGACUGGGAGCUAGUGGGGGAAAGCCUCGCUAGGGAUUCCGCUGGCGCAAUGGCUUCCAACUUUUCCAACAGCAAAGCAGGCUCCGAAAUCACCCAAAACAUGCGAGAGAUGUUUUCCCAUUUGGACCCAGAAGUUAUACACAUGGUGCUGGCUGAGUGUGACUUUAAAGUUGAAAGUGCAAUGGACGCCCUCUUGGAAUUGUCAAUUGCUGCUGAACUUGCAACCCCUGUUUUAUUGCCCAUUUCUGGAUUUGAGCGCACUGCUGCAGCCCUGCUUAGUCCUAGUCAUGUUUCCAAACCUGCACCAGACGCUGUCUCAGAGCAAGUCACCUCUCCAUUAUCCACCAGCUUGCUAACAGAAGAGUUGGACUUUGAGGUUGAGCAGGAGGUCCAAAAUCUGACUGCUCAACAGGAAGCCGGCAUCCCACUUUCCUUACCUCAAUCACAGCAGGUCUUCCCUGAGCUGCCUCAUUUCAAUCAGUGUGGGCGGGGCUCAGCCGGUCACUUGGUGCAGUCUGAUACCUGCUCUCCAAUGGACCCGCUCAGCACUGAGGCCCGGAAGUUGGUUGUGGAUUUCCCAUAUUUAAGAACAGAUCAACCUGUGGACGGGUCACAAACCUCUCUGAAUCUUGCAUCUGCAGAACGUCCCUCUGCGUUCCAGAUGUAUAAAAAGAACGGGUCAUCACAUAUCAAUUCUGAAAAUACAGUCGGAAGAUCUCAGACAACCGCAACACCAUGGAACCUUAAUUCACCUGCCUUCACUCCCAGCUUUCAUGGAAACCAGAGGCCACCAUGCUUCAUCACACCUGCUGCACCUUUGAACUGGCCAAGUCGUGAUAGGGAUCCUUCUCCGUGGAGAAGUCAAGCCCCUCUUCGACCUUCUGCUAAUAUUGCCACCUCCAGACCCAUGGCUGGUGCAGCACAGCCCCCCAGUCGCUCAAGCAGGCUUUCUUUGGAAGGGUGGGUGCUCGUGUUGAUACGUGGCGCACCAGGAUCCGGCAAAACCACGUUGGCUAGAGCUUUAGUAGAACAUAACCCAGGGGCAGUUGCACUGAGUACUGAUGACUACUUCACUCGUCAAGGACAUUAUCACUUUGACCCCACUGCUCUUGGGCAAGCUCAUGAGUGGAAUCACAUGCGAGCCAAAGAAGCUUUUGAGAGGGGCGCCAAUCCCAUCAUAAUUGAUAAUACAAACAUGCAGGGGUGGGAGAUGAAACCCUAUGUGGCCCAGGCACUGAAACAUAAUUAUAAAGUGCUGUUUCGAGAACCCGACACUUGGUGGAAGAACAAGCCCAGAGAGCUACAAAGGCGCAGCAAACACCACGUACCUGUGGAAACCAUUCGACGCAUGCUGAAUGGAUAUGAGCGCUUCGUGACAGUCAAGUCCAUUAUGGGUGCAUUCAUGCCUGAGUGGAAACAGCGCCUUCUGUUAGAGAAUAGAAACAUACAGUGUGUGACUCCUGAUGCAAAAUGUCCCGACCUUGUCAGCGAAUCUGGACUGAUGACAAAAAAUUCCCGUCCCCAUCUCUAUUCCUCCCUUCCUGAUGUGUCAUCUGUAGGCCAUUUUUCGGAGGCGGGAAAGUUAGAAGAUGACAGCUGCACUGGACAUUCUGAACAAAACUCUGAACAUUUAGACAAGGAUGAUGACAUGGAUUUGGGGGCGCUAGACUCUGAGCUGGAUGCCCUUCAUAAUCCAGGUGGAAACCAGAGGAUACCUGACUGUAUUGUGGAAUCAGUGAUGAACCACGGCAGGGAUGAAAUUCCACUGCCUUGCUCUGAGUCUGUUAAACAAAGGGUACCAAGACCAACAAAGAAGUGUGAUUUUCACGAGGCAGACUCUGCAGAUCUGGUAAAAGAUAUUAACCAGUCAGAUGGCUUGGCGAUGGAACAAGGACGGAUGAAGGAUGCAUCAGCAGGGAGGGAGGAAGGCGAGAAGUCUCGGAUAUUGCAUUUUGCCGGGGACUGGCCGACUGAAGAGGCAUUAGAGCAACGGCAGGAGAGGAGCAAGAGGAGAGAGAGGGAUGAAGCGGGUGAUGGAAAUGCAGUCACGGUGCCGUCUAAAGAAGAUAAAAAAGACACAGACAAAGGGAAGGCUGGACCUAAUCUCACAGAGUUCCAGAAGCUUCUUGACCUCAUUCAGACUGGUGUAGUUACUUGCCAGUCGGGUUCUUCGUGUUCAUCCCCCCUUUCUCUGUGCCAUGGACAGGAGUUGGAUACAGUUUACAAGAUAGAAGAAGCCUUAGGCUGUAGGUCUCAGAGUGAGGAAACAGAACUGAACUUAAACACAGCUAAAAGCAGUAAAGGUGAUUUACCGGAUUGUGUCUUGGACUGGAAAGCUGCUGACUCUUACAGAGAUGAUGGGGAGGUUCUUAAAAGUGAAACAACAGUUGGUGGAAGAGAGUCAGAUUCUGCUGCAAAUACUCUGUGGGCUACAGCUAGCGAUACACAAGAGAAAGAAAUCCAUAACACUGAGCAUGAGGAAGACAUGAAGAUGUUCAAAGAGCAGAGAGACAUUGAGGCAACAGUGCAGCUUGAUAGCGGCCAUUCUAUUGGCGUAUGUCAGGCUCCUGAAGGCAGUGUUCUCAGUGGAGACAUCCAAGAGCCAAGGCAGCGUCAAGGUCGCAGAUCAGGGAAACAGUGCAAACUAGCCCUCACCUUCACUCAAAACUGCCCAGCUCCCUUACUGAAUUCACUUGAAUGUCCAAGUACCACAGUGAAAAAUGAUGAUGGUCAACUCAUAACACGUCCUGACUGUGACACCCGUAAUAGCAAUCGUACACCAGACUUGUUCACCAAACCUGAAGACGACCUCCAUCUGCAACCGUCCUCGCUUCCCUAUCCAGAUGGAGGUUGCCCCACCCAGACUGAACCUCAGGACUUUGCCCUUCUUUGGCGUCUCAAUCGUCAAGACAAGCCACCGUGCACUGCAGUUACUUACCGUUUAGGUAAAAUCAGAUUCCUAUGCGGCGACGCCUCACGUUUUGUGCCAGAGGUUGCAUCAGCAGUGUCUGCUGGAGUUGCGAUUCACCCAUCCACUCACAACCCGGUACCGUACAAUGUGGUGCAUGAGAAAGGCACACAGGUGGACGAAAGAGAAUUCGGUGCAACCCAAAGCCGCCUCGAGAGUCUGAGCAUCCUCAGCCGUCAUUUUAAACUAGUUGGUUUUGAAACAUUGGAGGACUUGUAUGACAAAUGUCAACAAGACUUAGAGUGGACAACCAACUUGCUACUGGACUCUGGAGAAAAGCUCUUCAGAGAUGAGGAUGUUUUGGAGGAGCGUGGUGCUCAGGUCAAAGUGGAAGAGACCACUACACCUUUAGAAAAGACAUUAGAAACCGGAGUGGCGGGUGAGCCGACUGAUAUUGUCCACAUUCUUCAACAAUCCGCAUUUGAGGCAUUCAGCAAGUUGGGUGGAACCUCCAGUGCUGAUUUAUCUAGUUUAGGAAGCACAGCUUCUCCAGUCACAAACCAGUUUGAUACACUUUCACACACAGUACAAUACAAUCCAAGCCCAACACCUUUGGAAGACAAUGAAGACAAAGAACCUAAAGGAACAACGGAGGAAUGGAGUGUUGACAUUGCAGAUGACAUUGCCAGUUUGGAUGAGGUCAACCGACUGCUGUUGGCUGAGCUGGAAGAGUUGGAGAGAGUAGAAGAACAGAAGAAAGAGGAAAGGAAUAGUGUGCAAGACACAGGCAGCCAUGUCCUGAACAUACAGCGUGUGGAGCUGAAACUACCCACUGAGCUGGCCCUCCAACUAACUGAACUGUUUGGACCUGUGGGGAUCGAACCAGGUACAUGCUCUUCUGAAGACUAUGCAGUGCAGAUGGACAUGAACCUGGCAAAGCUGCUCCACCAGAAGUGGAAAGAAACAAUUCAGGAACGACAAAGACAAGCGACUGUUUCCUGCCACUUACUUCAACACACACCAUGGAGUGGAUCUCAAAUGGGCAAAGCAACAUCGUAUCUCUGCAACAAAGAUGCAGACAGUCAAGCUGGGCUGCCAGUCAUGGACCACUGGAAUUUCUCCCAGCCUCCUGUCUCCCUACGGAACAUCAUAAAAGAGGAACUGGCCAUGCAGAACAUAGAGAAGUCGAGACAAAGUAGGGCAGACCUCAGCAGGCGUGAUGGAGCGUCCAUGUUGAAAGAGGAGCAGCUUUACUCCCGUUUCCCCACCAUUGAUAGACACUUUCUCCAGGAAGUAUUCAAGGACCAUAAUUACUGCCUCAGCCAGACAGAACUUUUUCUCAACUCUUUACUGGACCAAGAGCCUGUCAAGACCGUUGUCGCUCCAGAACUGCCUAAAUCUGACCACCACCGACCUGCCAGCAAAGAGAGGGAACAGAGGCAGAAGAUUCCGGACUUAUCCAUGCCCUUCCAGAACUACCAGGACACAGAGGAUCCUCAAUAUGAGGACUUCAGGGCUGAGGCGAGUCUGCAAAGAAAUCGGCAGCUUGAGUGUUUUUCUAAGGCUGCUGAGGCUCACAGGCAAGGACGCAAACAAGUGGCUUCAUUUUAUGCACUGCAGGGACACUUACACGGGCAGAAGAUGCGUGAGGCCAACCAUCGUGCAGCAGUUCAGAUCUUUGAGAGGGUCAACUCCUCGCUUCUGCCAAACAACAUCCUGGACCUCCAUGGGCUGCAUGUGGAUGAGGCCUUGGAGCAUUUGGGCCGCGUCCUCCAUGACAAAAAAACAGACUGCGAACAAGGUCUGUGUAGACCACAGCUCUCUGUCAUCACAGGAAGAGGCAACCACAGCCAGGGGGGCGUGGCCCGCAUCCGCCCUGCCGUUAUAAACUACCUCACCAAAGCACACUACAGGUUUACAGAGCCAAAGCCGGGCCAUGUGUUGGUUUCUUUGAAGUAAUGAAGAAGUUGGUGUUAAAGCCGCAAUGAGAAACAACGCUUACUAACACAUGAACAAAGAUCAGUAUGCUACACUCGGGGUUCUUUCUUCUUUGUCAUCUUUGUGUGUCUUAAAAGAAACCAAAAUUCUUUAUUUUCAGCUCAAUUCUAUUUAAAUUUGAAAUGCUUUCUUAUGGCAAUAAUCAUUUUAUGAAUCAGCAUAUUUUAUAACAAUUUUUAACUGUGUGUUGGCUUUGCAAUUGUUUCAGUGGCUUUUAGGGUUUUUAAUAUCAGAAGUCCGGUAGAUGCUCCUCGGUUGUUCUUUAUGGUUUUAGAUGAUAUUACUUUUCCAUAAUUGGUCUUACUUGGAUUUUAACGUUUCAUGUACUGUAAUUUGGACAUCCAGGAGGAGGGUCUCCAUUGGUUUGAACCUGAUCAUGUAUCAGUGGCCAGCUCAUGUGGCUUGUGUGGAAGUGUGUUGGUAAACCUCACUCCCGGACACCGUAACAUGGACAACGAAUCGAAGGCUCAGGCUUUUAGCCGGGAUCUGUGGAUGUGGGUUUGAGCCCAGACAGGAUGGGGGCUGGCUGGACUGCAUGUGUCACACCCAACUAACAUCAAUAUGAGUGUGAAAAAUUCACAUUUUAAAGACCAAACCAUUCAUUGUGUUCAUUAUCAAAAUACAUAUCCUGUCUAUAUUUGUAGCGCAGACUGCAAUAUAUUGUAAAAACUGUGAAGCCAGAGUUGUAUUUUUUGUAUACAAUGUACAUUGAUGCUUUGUAAUUGAAAUUGGAUGAUUGUAUACAGGAAUAAAAUGUGUUAUUUCAUAUUCCCUAAAAGGUUGUUCUUCUGCACUGACAA